Molecule: messenger RNA, 1314 nt
Organism: Paramuricea clavata
Lineage: Eukaryota; Metazoa; Cnidaria; Anthozoa; Malacalcyonacea; Plexauridae
Source: the annotation of a GenBank genome assembly
GUACGUUACUCCCACAACGCUAACAGCGAGGCAGCAAAGAUUGAGCCCGACCUGCUCUCACUUCUUAAGGACUUAAAACAAAAUAAUCAUUUAAACAACACUUUACUGAUAGUCAUGGGAGAUCAUGGCAAUCGCUAUGGCAAAGCACGUACGUUGAUGCAGGGAAAACUAGAAGAAAGACUUCCACUAUUUUCAUUGACAUUUCCAUCAUGGUUUCUAGAAAAAUAUCCAGGGAUUUCCAAGAAUCUGAAAAUAAAUACCAAUCGUCUGACGUCAUGGUAUGACGUGUACGCUACAUUUCGUCACAUGAUUAGUUACCCAGACGUCCCUACAAACCUGAAACAUGGUCAAAGUUUGUUUACAGAAGUUCCUUCAUCACGCACCUGUGCUGAAGCUAGUGUUGAAAAACAUUGGUGUCCAUGUUUAGAGUGGGCAAGUGUAGCUCCAGGACAUAGUCAUGUAAACAAUUCAGCACUCGCGGCAGUAGAGUUCAUGAACAAUGCUAAUCUUGAACAUCAACUGAGCGCUAACAACUGUCGAAAGUUAACACUGAAAGACAUAAACUACGCUUUGUUAGAACGACCAAAUGACAAACUUUUAUCAUUUAAACAAACAAAUGAUUUACUGCCCGCAUUUAGCAAUAAAUCAAGACCGCAUCAUAAAGAUUUUUGUCGCUAUCAAAUACAGUUCACGACCUCCCCAAAUAACGGCAUAUACGAAGCAACAGUACGAUAUCACAAGGAAUGGUUUAUUGUAAGCAAGGGUAUUAGUAGAGUGAACAAAUACGGUAAUCAACCAGAAUGCAUCGCGAGAGAUCUACCACAUUUACGAAAAUUUUGCAUGUGUAAAAAGAAAGCUGUUAAUGCGCAUGCAUCCAAAGAUAUCUUUCUGGUUCUUGUAAAAUGUAGUUAGCAACUAUACUUCAUACUAGCUUGGUAUCUAUUUGUAAUUUUUAUGUCAAUUUUAUUAAUUAUUUAACUUAAUUAAUGUUUAAAAAACCUUUUGUUUUUGAUUAAGUUACUGAUUUUAAUUUAUUAGUCUUGUGUAUGUGUGAAUAAAAAUUGUGAUUUUAAGUUAAGGAUAGAUACGACAACGUUUAGACAGAUUUUACUCGAAAUUCGAGAUGGCGGAUUUGAACCAGAAAUGUACUAAUAUGGUUGAAUAAUUUAUUUAUUUAUUUUAUUUACCCCAAAACAGGAAGGGCGCACCCACAGAGCCGAAGCUCCAAUAACGGGUUCCCCGCGUGAGUUGUAAAAUACAUAGAAAUAUUGUAUACAAAGAGUUAAACACUAAAUAGUGCAUCACAACAAAAAA